UCCUUCGCAUUCCCGCUCUUCGCUCCAAUCGCUCCGUUUACUCCAGAGUUCGCAGCUCUCGUCCCCUCGCUUUCUUACUAUACUCCGCUUUUAAGGGCCGUUUACGACAAAAGGCCGAGUUUAUGUCCAUCGAAAACCUUAAGACCUUCGACCCCUUCGCCGAAGCUGACGAAGACACCGGCGAGACUAAACAGUCUCAGAAUUAUAUCCAUAUCCGGAUUCAGCAGCGCAAUGGUCGUAAGACCUUGACUACCGUCCAGGGUCUUCCUAAGAAAUUCGAUCAGAAGAAGAUUCUGAAGGUGAUCAAGAAGAAGUUCGCCUGCAAUGGAACCAUCGUCAACGACACUGAGAUGGGUGAUGUGAUUCAGUUGCAAGGAGACCAGCGUAAAGAUGUUCAGGAGUUUUUGACCGACAAGAAGGAAGGUCUCGAGCUGGACGCCAAGACCAUCAAGGUCCACGGGUUCUAAGCUCGCCGCCGCGCCCCCCCGUUCCGGUCCCCUUCUUCCCAGUCUGCGUUGCCCUCAGAGUGGUUGGAUCGAGGAGAGACAUGUGGUAGCAGCCCCUGUAUCCGCCCGUCUGCUCUUGCACUUGCCCAACUCCGCAAUGUGCAAUCAGAUGCAUGGUGGAUCGGGGUGACCUUAGGCUUUUUUUUCUUGUCGUCUUCUAUCUUGCCUCUUCUAUUUUUUCUCAUCCUUUUUUUUUCUGCCGUCCACACUCUGAGCCCGGUGUACUGGACUUGGGCCUCUGUCGGAAUGACGCACUGUCUUGAAAUGUUUAUUC
This is a messenger RNA of Aspergillus steynii IBT 23096, 780 nucleotides long. Its product is annotated as translation initiation factor eIF1. The record is from RefSeq and is a predicted model, not a curated record. The coding region runs from base 123 to 467 and encodes 114 amino acids. Gene Ontology annotation, biological process: translational initiation. Gene Ontology annotation, cellular component: eukaryotic 43S preinitiation complex. The transcript is spliced from 4 exons. Gene Ontology annotation, molecular function: translation initiation factor activity; ribosomal small subunit binding; RNA binding. Lineage: Eukaryota; Fungi; Ascomycota; Eurotiomycetes; Eurotiales; Aspergillaceae.